Propithecus coquereli (Coquerel's sifaka) is the source of this 2291-nucleotide messenger RNA. RefSeq names its product dihydrolipoamide S-acetyltransferase (gene DLAT). Gene Ontology annotation, biological process: pyruvate decarboxylation to acetyl-CoA. The record is from RefSeq and is a predicted model, not a curated record. The transcript has 14 exons. The coding region runs from base 300 to 2195 and encodes 631 amino acids. NCBI's taxonomy places the organism in Eukaryota, Metazoa, Chordata, Mammalia, Primates, Indriidae. Gene Ontology annotation, cellular component: pyruvate dehydrogenase complex. Gene Ontology annotation, molecular function: dihydrolipoyllysine-residue acetyltransferase activity.
UGCCUUUCGUGGGACCCCUCCCCCUUUCUACCCCUUUCCGCCUCUUAUUUCUCCCAAACUUGCGCCUGCUUUGGCUCUGCUGGGACGAUCCUGCCUUUUUGGGUGUCCCCUGACCCUCCACAGAGGAAGAGCUACUCGCCGCACUGUUCUAGCCUGGGGAGGGAGUCGAGUGAAUCUUCGAGGUCCGUUUUACGACAACGUGCGGCUGCGCGGCGUGGCUGACGGCAACGCUGCGCUGCUCUUGGAGAGGUCACUCCGGAGACGGCGUUGGUUUUGGGGUGUGGGGGUUUGGUGGCACUAUGUGGCGCGUUUGUGCUCGAGGGGCCCAGAAUGUAGCCCCGAGGACAGGACUUGGGGCUCGGUGGACGGCCUUGCGGGAGGGACCGGAAGCUCCAUGUGUGACCCCGCGAUCUGUCCCGGCUCCGGUUCGUUGCAAUAGCGUGAGCACAGGGUAUGGUGGGAUCCGGGCACUGUGCGGCUGGACCCCCAGCUCUGGGAUCACGUCGCGGAACCACUUACUGCUGCAGCUUUUGGGAUCGACCAGCCGCCGCUGUUACAGUCUCCCCCCGCAUCAGAAGGUUCCAUUGCCUUCUCUUUCCCCCACAAUGCAGGCAGGUACCAUAGCCCGUUGGGAAAAAAAAGAGGGGGAAAAAAUCAAUGAGGGUGACCUAAUUGCAGAGGUUGAAACUGAUAAAGCUACGGUUGGAUUUGAGAGCCUGGAGGAGUGUUAUAUGGCAAAGAUACUUGUUGCUGAAGGUACCAGAGAUGUUCCAGUUGGAGCAGUCAUCUGUAUCACAGUUGGAAAACCUGAGGAUAUUGAGGCCUUUAAAAAUUAUACGUUGGACUCUUCGGCAGGACCUCCCCCACAAGCAGCCCCAGCACCAACCCCUGCUGCUGCUUCGCCACCUACACCUGCUCAGCCUCCUGGUAGCUCAUAUCCCCCUCACAUGCAGGUACUUCUUCCUGCCCUCUCUCCCACCAUGACCAUGGGCACAGUUCAGAGAUGGGAAAAAAAAGUGGGUGAGAAGCUAAGUGAAGGAGACUUAUUGGCAGAGAUAGAGACUGACAAAGCCACUAUAGGUUUUGAAGUACAGGAAGAAGGUUAUCUGGCAAAAAUCUUGAUCCCUGAAGGCACAAGAGAUGUCCCUCUAGGAACUCCACUUUGUAUCAUUGUAGAAAAAGAGGCAGAUAUAGCAGCAUUUGCUGACUAUAGGCCAACUGAAGUAACAGAUUUAAAACCACAAGCACCACCACCUACCCCACCCCCAGUGGCCACUGUUCCUCCAUCUCCCCAACCUUUAACCCCUACUCCUUCAGCCCCCUGCCCAGCUACUCCUGCUGGCCCAAAGGGAAGGGUGUUUGUUAGCCCUCUUGCAAAGAAGUUGGCUGCAGAGAAAGGGAUUGACCUUACUCAAGUAAAAGGGACAGGACCAGAUGGUAGAAUUACCAAGAAGGACAUUGACUCUUUUGUGCCUACUAAAGCUGCUCCUGCCCCAGCAGCUGCUGUGCCUCCCCUGGGUCCAGGAGUGGCACCAGUUCCUACAGGUGUCUUCACAGAUAUCCCAAUUAGCAACAUUCGUCGAGUUAUUGCACAGCGAUUAAUGCAAUCAAAGCAAACUAUACCUCAUUAUUACCUUUCUGUUGAUGUAAAUAUGGGAGAAGUUUUGUUGGUACGGAAAGAACUUAAUAAGGUUAUUGUGAAUGGAGACAGGCUCUUAAUAAAUACUGUUGUUGAUUAUUUAGAUGUCUUUUUCUUUUUAAACAGAAAUCACGUUGUCGACGUCAGCGUUGCAGUCAGUACUCCUGCAGGUCUCAUCACACCUAUUGUGUUUAACGCACAUAUAAAAGGACUGGAAACCAUUGCUAAUGAUGUUGUUUCUUUAGCAACCAAAGCAAGAGAGGGUAAACUACAGCCACAUGAGUUCCAGGGUGGCACUUUUACAAUAUCUAAUUUAGGAAUGUUUGGAAUUAAGAAUUUUUCUGCUAUUAUUAACCCACCUCAAGCAUGUAUUUUGGCAAUUGGUGCUUCAGAGGAUAAACUGGUUCCAGCAGAUAAUGAAAAAGGAUUUGAUGUGGCUAGCAUGAUGUCUGUUACGCUCAGCUGUGAUCAUCGGGUUGUAGAUGGAGCAGUUGGAGCCCAGUGGCUUGCUGAGUUUAGAAAGUACCUUGAAAAACCUACCACCAUGUUGUUAUAACUAACUCAAGAAUUUCUAGGCUCUUCCCGGUGACGUUGAUUCAUUCUUAUCAAGAUAUUUAUAUGUUAUGAAACAGUUGGUUCUUUUUGUUUUAAA